GGCGGCGGAAGUGACGCCAGGCCGGAGGCCGGGGCUUCCGGUGCGCAGGCCACAGUGGCCCGGCUACCAAUGGAGGAGCCCGCGGGGAGGUGAUUUUCCUUCUUCUUCUUCUUCUGCUUCUCCUCCCCAUUUCCCUCUCCCUCCCCGGCUCGCUUCCGGCGGCCCCCCCGCCUCGCUCGCUGCCGCUGCGGGAGCUGCUUUCCCCCGAGUCCGCGGCCGCUGCGGCCUCUACGCCGCCCUCCCCGCACUCUGGGUGAGCGCAGAGGAGGAGGAGGAGCGGGGGGGGGUGAGCCGGGCCUUGUUUACAUGGAAGGGGAGGGCGAGCGGGGAGAGGUUCCGCCUUCCUUUGGGCGGGGGGGACUGAGGGUGAGUUUCAGGGCUUGGGGUGCGGGGUUUUUUUUUGGGGGGGUCCUUUCCUGUUAGACCCACACGGGGUGGGAACCAGCGAGGGGGUCCCGGCGCUCUUCCCACUCCCACAGGCAGGCGGGUGGGUGGCUGGGGGGCAAUGUUGUGGGCGAAACCUUCUCCCACCCCCGCCUUUGGGACCAGCCCACUUAGCCCUGCCAGCUUCAUCAUAUUUUAAUGUUGUAUUUUAAUCUUGUUUUUAAGUUCAACUUUUUUAUUAUUGCUUCUUAGCCGCCCUGAGCCUGGCCUUGGCUGGGGAGGGUCGGGCUAUAAAUCAAAAUUAUUAUUAUUAUUAUUAUUAUUAUUAUCCAAAGAAUGUCGGCUAUGCGCUCGGGCGCUUCCUGAGCCUCCCUAGAGAAAGGGAAAAUGGGGAGGGGGAUGGUGGGAGAGGUCCGUUGUAGGUUAUUGGUGCCGGAGCUGCCUCUUUGUCCAUGCACUGUGUUCCUUCCCACCACCACCACUCGCAUGCGAAUUGAUUUACACCUCCCCUCCCUGCACCUGCCUCGGCAUCAGAGUGGCUGCUCUAGCGUUAGGUAUUACUGCAAGUGGGUGCUAAACGUUUUAAGUUGGCCUCCCUCAACCUACCGUAGUCACCCACGUGUGUCCAAAACAUCUGGGAUGGCAGCAGGCUGGAGUAGGCUGAAGCUUAAGUAGUGCCACCUGCGUGUGAGUCUGCGUAUGUGAGUCUGCGUACAGGUUAUGCAAAUACAGUGGUACCUCGGGUUAAGUAAUUAAUUCGUUCCGGAGGUCCGUUGUUAACCUGAAACUGUUCUUAACCUGAAGCACCACUUUAGCUAAUGGGGCCUCCUGCUGCUGCCGUGCCACCGGAGCACGAUUUCUGUUCUCAUCCUGAAGCAAAGUUCUUAACCUGAGGUAAUAUUUUUGGGUUAGCGGAGUCUGUAACCUAAAGCGUAUGUAACCUGAAAUGUAUGUAACCCGAAGUACCACUGUAAUAUCUUUUGGAAGGAAGCAAAAUGUGUGUAUUGCAGUAGACAUACAGUCUACAUUUAACUGUUCAUAAGAUGGGGGAAGGGUAUCACCACAGAGUAUUUAGCAGCAGAUGAAGUCUGUGCGGAAAAUUAUUUAACUUUUAUGUUUUGUGUGUACAGGUAGCAUUUGCAAUGUGGUACAGAAGGCACUUCCAAGUGGAAGCUUUUGCCUAGGCAGGUUUGAAUGUGUGAGCUUUGCUUCUUGAGCAUAGUUAACUGCCAUACAGACGUCUUUGUCAACUUCAACUAAGUCUGUGUCCCAGCCACAUUUGCAUAAUUUGCUGGGACUUGGGUAGUUAAGGGAUAGGUUGCUACAGAGCAGGCCACUUUGCUUUUGUUAUGUUAGGUGGUCCCUAUUCUGAAAGGAAUACUCUUGAUUUAGUGAGGAGUUAUUUUACAGAGCGGGGGCGGGGGAGAGAAUCUGUGGGUUUCCAGGUGUUACUGGUCUGCUACUCCCAUAAUCCCUGGCCGGAAAUGAUGAGAGCUGAAGUCCAACAUCAUUUGGAGAGUCACAGGUUCACUGUUUCUUCUCAAGAGUUAUGUAAUUAUUUGCUUCUGAUUGAAAUUUUCCCUUGUGUGUGGAUAUUACUUAAAGUAGCUUUGGACUAAGGCUCAUAAUUGUCACAAAUUAUUUCUGGAUAUAUAUAGUAUUCAUGGGUAGUUCUGUCUCCUGAAGGCAUUGUAUAAUCUUCUUUUAAAACUGGGCAUUUCAUACUGUAGAUAAGUGCUCAACACAAAUUUCUUACAUUCUCCAUGAUACAUUGAGCUGAUCUUGUAUGUCAGAGCUGUGUCAAAGCAUUCAAAGGACCAGUCACCUUUCAAAAAACGAAGUUUCUCUGUAGUUGUUUCACUAUCCGAGUCAAGUUGUUGUAGCAAAAUAAUUGCAGUAGUCUUAAUGUCCUAAUCUGGCAUACCUAGGUUUGGGAACAGAUAUUGAACUACUGUUACCCAUGUGGAUAAUAGAAUUCCUUGGUCCAAUUCAUGUCACACUACAGUUUGCCUAAGACAACUGAAUCUAGUACAGAGUUAAUCAGUUCCUAGCGGCUACUGUUGACAGUAAUGAAAACAAACAGGUGCAGGACAAGAGACUGAUUUGGAGCAGGGGGAAGUGUCUGAUCCCAGAAUUCAGAUGUGAAUGUAUUGGGCCUCCUUCUCCAAUCUGGUGCCCGCCAGAUGUUUAGUAUUACAUCAGGUUGGAGAAUGCUGGUACAAGCAACCCCUGAUUUGAGUGGGAGUUGUGUUCCUGGCCCCUGUGUGCAUCAGGGGAGUGCACAUAAGCCUGUUCUGCCCUCUUCUGGGUCCAAAACAACCCCUGUGCCAGUGGUCACACAUCAAUUGAAUGUGUGCUAAAUAGUUGCCACCUGUAUUGGGCAUCUGUGUCCCCUUACACUGUGUUGACUGUCUCUCAUGUAAAUAAACAUUGGAUGUAAUUUUUAGUAGAAUCCUGUGGAAUCUACAAAAUCUGUAGAAUCCUGGAAAUUGACCAAUUAAUUCUUAUUUUAUUUACUUAAGACAUUUCUUCACUUCCCUUUAGCCACAAAGGCUCUUAGAGCAACUGACUUAACCAAUGAUAAGAUGAUGCCUUCCCUAAGGCUUGCAAUCUAAAAAGACAUGGCAUAGGAGGAAAAAAGAAUGUGAGAGAGCAGGGAAAGCAAACUCAGGCACAAGCUCUUAUAAUGCACUUACAUGGUUCUGUCUGUGAAGAUUCUGGAUGUCCAGAAGAGCAGCAACUUCUUGCCUAUGCCAGCUGUCUUGCCCUUGAUAAAGAGAAGUCCUUCCCCAGGAAGCACUCUUCCUCACCCAGCUCAGAUGUGGGAGCAGAGCAGGCGACAGUGUCCACGCCAAAAGAUAUGGAUGGCGCACAGUUCCUCAAGCAGCUGACUUAAUGGCAUUGGAAUCUUCACAUGAGAGGGCUUGAUGGAGCCACCAUCCUCUCUUGCCAAAGGCGGUGGCAGUUCUGGCUGUCUUGGCCUCAACAAACAACAAUCCCACCUUGGCAGUACCUGUCUCCCAGAUCAGAUCUGGAAGCAGAGCAGCAGGAGACAGUGUCCAGGCCAAGAGGACGGGGGCUGUUCCUGCCACACCAUCCCAAAGACUACAAAGACAAUGUGGUUGCUGUAGUCGUGUAUGGGUAGCACUUUGCAGUACUUCAGGCAUCUUAAACGUAUUACCAUUCCAAGGAUCAGGGCACUAUAUGAACUAAAGAGUGUGGCAUAAUCAGUUUUUAUACAACAGAAUUUUAUUCACUAACAAAGGAUUGAAAGAGGCUUGGAUUCUGAAGGGAGAAAGCAUCCAAAUAGUCUUUUACUAGAAAAUGAGGAUUGUAUUAAAUACUUGUUCUCUCAUGUAACUGACCUUCCCACAUAAUGUUUCCAUGUUGACUAGUUCCUCUGGCAGUUGCUCUAAUUUUUUUCAGAGUGCCUGCCUCUGGAAAGCAUAUGUAAGUUGGCCUUUUUAGUAGUGUGUUAAAAUUUCAGGUAUAGUAUUGCCAUUGUUGUAUGCUCUAGACAAAAAAAAUAAAUCAAUAUUCUACGACAGCAUGAAGCCUGAAUAGAAAUUUCUCUCAUGUUUCCCCUUUAUAUUCCAUUAGUUUAUACCAGGGUUGGCCAACUCCCAAGAGACUGCGAUCUACUCGCAGGAUUAAAAACUGGCAGUGAUCAGGGCGAAGCUGUUGAGCUUUUUUUUUUAGGGAGGAAGAAAGCCCCGUGUUUUUUGGAGAAAGAAAGAGGAACAGCCACUCGCCAACGGAUCGCUUGGGAGUACAGUGGUACCUCAGGUUACAUACGCUUCAGGUUACAGACUCAGCUAACCCAGAAAUAGUACCUCGGGUUAAUAACUUUGCUUCAGGAUGAGAACAGAAAUCGUGCUCUGGCGGCGUGGCGGCAGAAGGAAGCCCCAUUAGCUAAAGUGGUGCUUCAGGUUAAGAACAGUUUCAGGUUAAGAACGGACCUCCGGAACGAAUUAAGUUCUUAACCCGAGGUACCACUGUAUAUUCUUUCUGUGGCUCCCCUCUGGGGAAAUGUGCUCCGAGCCUCAGAAGCCCAGUUAUGUCACCCCUUGCCUGCAGAGCUGGCAGCCCCAUACCUAUUUUCAAACACUUCCCCUUGUGGAGUGUUCCCUCAGCCUCCCCGUCUCUCCUCACCCUUGGCCAGCCCCAGGGGCACCAUUUGUCUGGGGACCUUGUAGCCAGGGCUGCUGCAACAAACAGCCACUCCAGCCUUUGGAAGGCAGAGAUGGGAGAGGGCAUCAGAGGAGGGAUGGGAGGAAAGAGGGAUGGAGGCCAGUGUUGCCUGCGGCACCCCUGACCAUCAUUCAAGGCACCCCUGGGUGCCCAACACACUGGUUGAAAACCGCUGCUGUAACUAAUGAUUGCGAGUGUUACUAAAAGCUAGUAAUUAUCCAUUUUCUUCUGCUUUCUGACAAAUAUCUACUGCCACAGAGAAAGAGUAACAUACGCGCUUGAUGUAAUGCUGCUCUCCUGUGUGUAGUUCUUACCUAUGUGUAGUUCUUUAGCCUUAAACCAUGGGUGGGGAACUAGCAGUGGGUAGAACAACAAGUGUAAAUGCCUGGGGGGAGUCCUGAGGACCAGAUAGGGAGGCUUGGAGGGCUGCACUUGUUCCCUGAGCCUGAGGUUCCCCACCCCUGCCUUUAAACAGAACUAGUUUACACCAGGGAGAAGAGUUGAUGGAGGAAGAUUGGAAGAAAUUCAAAGACUACCUUCAGAAACACUGUAAAAUUAAGGAAUGUUAGAGUGAUGUUGGACUGAAAACAAGAGGUUUCCAGCUGUACAGGUUAAAGUUAAUGAUAGACUAAGAUUAAAGAUUAAGAUUAAAGAUGUUUAAAGAAAUGGAAAUUUGAUAUUAAGAGGGAAAAUUUUAAUGGUAUAUGAUAUUAAGACCAAGGAUUAGGUUUAAAGAAGUUGAAGUUAUAUAUUAUAAUAUUUUAUUAAAUUAAAGAUUGGGAUUAAAAAGUGGAAAAGAAACUGCUGGACAAAUAAUUUGGACUGGAAUACAAAAGAGGGAGGUAUGAGGAAGUCCAGAAAAUAAGCAACUAAAAAACGGAAAUGAAACAGAGAUAUUGUUUUUAAAUUGUUAUGUUUCUUGUAUUUUUAUUGUUGAACUUUGCUUUUGUUUUUUUUUUGUUUUUUGUGUUUUUGUUAUAUGUAUUGUGUAUGUUUUUCCUUUAUUUCUUUGUUGUUUAAAACUUUAAUAAAAAUUACUUUUAAAAAAAAAUAAACAGAACUAGUUUACUUAAAGGCUAGGCGAGAAACAGAUCUGUGCUUUUAAAAAAGAAUAUUGUAGAGCUGGGGAAAGUUCAGAAGAGGACAACCAAGAUCAAGGGGCUGGCGCAACGCUACUAUAAUGAAAGGUUACAUACAACCUUUGGGGCGGCUUUAGGAAAGAGGUGUACAAAUCAGACACAAUGCGUAGUCUUUCCCCCUCUUACAUUACGCUAGAGUCCCCAGAUUAAUCUCGGCAGCUAAAUGGUGGAAGAUUCCAGGCAGGCAAAAGGAAAAACGACAUCACACCACGCAGUUGAACUGUGGAAUCAGCUGCCACAAGAUGUAGUGAAAGGGGGAAAGCUUUAAAGGGGGAUUAAACAAAUUUAUGGAAGAUAAGGCUAUGUGUGGCUACUAAGGAUGAUGGCGGUGCGCUGCCUCCAGUCUUGAAGGCAGUACAGUGGUACCUCGGGUUAAGUACUUAAUUCGUUCCAGAGGUCCGUUCUUAACCUGAAACUGUUCCCAACCUGAAGCACCACUUUAGCUAAUGGGGCCUCUCGCUGCCGCCACUGCCACCGGAGCACGAUUUCUGUUCUCAUCCUGAAACAAAGUUCUUAACCUGAGGUACUAUUUCUGGGUUAGCGGAGUCUGUAACCUGAAGCGUAUGUGACCCGAGGUACCAUUCUAUGCCUUUGAACACCAUUUGCUGGGGUCACAAGCAGUGGAGUGCUUUUGCACUAAUGUGCUGCCUAUGAGCUUCCCAUAGGUGCCUGGCUGGUCAUGCUGAGAACAAAGCUAGGCUAGAUGGGCCUUUUGACCUAAUCCUCCAAGGCUGUUCUUAGGUUGUUAUAGGGUAUGUGUGUGGACUUUUCCCUCUUCACCUUUCUCACAUGGCGUAAGUCCACAGUUUUAUUCCUAGGCAGGUAUAUGGGGAUAACCCCAUAGGGCAUGGGUAGGCGAACUAAGGCCCGGGGGCUGGAUGCGGCCCAGUCGCCUUCUAAAUCCAGCUCCCGGAUGGUCCAGGAAUCAGUGUGUUUUUACGUGAGUAGAAUGUGUCCUUUUAUUUAAAAUGCAUCUCUGGGUUAUUUGUGGGGCGUAGGAAUUUGUUCAUAUUUUUUUUCAAAAUAUGGUCCAGGCCUCCCCCCCCCCAAGGUCUGAGGGACAGUGGACUGGCCCCCUGCUGAAAAAGUUUGCUGACUCCUGCCAUGGGGAAUUGAUUAAUGGUGGUUGUAAUAAUGGGGUGGAAAAGAGAAGGAACUUGGAUGAGUGGGAGUGAGGAAGGGGACUGAUAAUCUCCUUAGUACUGUUUGCAAGACUGAUAUAAAGGAUUUGGCUGUGGCACAUUUUGAGGGUACUUGAACAAAUUUGUGGUCGUUUAGCAUUUAUCUUUUGAUCUUCAUUCUCUUAAGCUGAAGGAAGCUGGCGGAGCUCAGGACAGGGCAAAUCAAAAUGCAUGUUGGAGUGACCGCAAUACCUACCUAACAUACCGGUACUAUAAAAUUAAGGGAUGGGAAAUACUAUGCGUUAACUGAGAUUUUUCUCCCCAUGAUUUGCAUUCUGGAAUUUUAUAGUUAUAUUUCUCACUGUUACUGGCUAAUUUACAGUUGUGAAUUUAAAAGAAUCAUUAAAAUAGAGGUGCCGGUUCUAAUGUGUGUGUGAUGGACUAGCUUUUAUUUAGGCAAAUAUAAUAGAAUAUUACUGCCUUGUAUAGGAAAGUCCCUGCUAUGGUUUUAUAGUCAGAUGGGUGCAUUAUGUUCUCCAGUGUAACUUGUUAAGUUGCCUUGAGGAUUAUUUGGGAUCAGAAGCCAAGAAGUAAUAUGGAGUUUAGAGAGUCUCUGGAAGCAAUCAUAAGGACAUUUUCCCGGUCUAAUUGAAAUAGCUGAUAUUUAUUUCCAAAUAAACAUGCAUAGAGCCAGAUUGUGUUUGAUAUUUGACUGUGUUUUCCUGCAUUUAAAUGGUUUAUUUUUUAUGGAUGUAAACCAACUCUGAGGCUGGAGCUGAGUGUAUACUCCACUAGACCAGUGUGAGAGAAGUGUAGUAUUUAAUUCUGGCCUAUUUUAUGCACCUUAAUCAGUAAUUCUGAUUUACUUAUUGUGUUGAUCAGAAGAUGUAAGUUGCAGCUUGCUAAAGCCGUGAUUUGCUCAUUUUGCUGAUGAGCUCUUUAGAGAAUGCUUCUAGUCAUGGUUGCUAGCAGUAAUCAAAUGUAAAUAGACAAGUAAGUAAGUAAAUAUAGGUAUAGAUAGAAUUCUGCCUUUAGCUAUUCUGAUAUCUCCUAAGGAUUAGUGUGCUUUUAAAUAGAUAAUAUGAGAGGCUAAGCCUGGGUCUUCAUUAGUUGCUUUGCUAAUAAUUUCCUGCCUUCUGAGCUUGGAAUAUUUGAUGUGUUAAUGUGAUAACUUUUGGUGUGCUUAUCUUUCAGUCCUUGGGCAAUAGGCAGGCAUAUCUCUCCAUUUCACCAUUCAGCUAUUAAUUCAGCCAGCUUGCUUUUCAGCUGUGAAGCAAGGGGAUGGUGACACUUUAAAAGGUCAUGGGAACCUGAGUUAUGUACUGUCACUGCUUCUGCGUAGAAUUUAGUACCAUUAGUUAUACAGAGGUGCAGUUUUUGCCCAGAAAGGUUAUCAUCCGGAUGAGGCAAUUAUAUGGCAGAUGCGAAAGUUUGGGGAGGGUAAACGGGGCGGUACUUCAGAGAGGCCUUUGCCGAAAAGUGACUUUUGGAAGCAGGAGGUAGAGAACAGACGUAUGUGUACAGAACACCAUGGAGAGGAGGUGCAAAGAAAGUAAAAAUGAAUUUUAUUUGAACAGUUGUGAGAUAUUGGAAUCCUUACAUAUAGCAAUAUAGAAAGGUGGUAUACGAAUUAAAAGUGAAAUUUAAAAAAUGAAAAAUAAAUCCUGGAUCCAGCCCUGUGGUCAGAUCCAGUUUCCCAAUGCUGCAUCAAACUGAAGUUCAGGCCAUAGGGAUAGGGGUGUAACCAGUCAACUUGGAAGCAUGUGGACAACCUGUCCUGGGUAGAGUUGCCUUCCUCCUAAAGUACAAGCCAUCUUUGACUGGUUGCCUUAUCUCCUCUCAAGUAGGCAUCAACAGGUUUUCAGCUUGGAGGAGCUCCUUGGAGCCUGCCUUUCUACUUGAUGCACACUUGGCAGCUGUCAUCAGGAUUUCCUUAUUCAGCUACACCAGCUCUGCCCCCUAGGAAGAGUCAGCCUUGCAAACUGUAAUGGACUUGACACAGGGCUGUCUUUGAAGGCUGCUGAGGAACUUCGACUACUCCAGCAUGCAGUGGCUAGUUUGUUAACGAGAUUGGGCCAAGCGUGCCAUAUUGCACUGAUCGUCAGUGAGCUGCACCACUUAUUUUUGAAGCACUACUCAAAGUGUUAAGGGACGCGGGUGGUGCUGUGGGUUAAACCACAGAGCCUAGGACUUGCCGAUCAGAAGGUCGGCGGUUCGAAUCCCCGUGACGGGGUGAGCUCCCGUUGCUCGGUCCCUGCUCCUGCCCACCUAGCAGUUCGAAAGCACGUCAAAGUGCAAGUAGAUAAAUAGGUACCGCUCUGGCGGGAAGGUAAACGGCGUUUCCGUGCGCUGUUCUGGUUCGCCAGAAGCGGCUCAGUCAUGCUGGCUACAUGACCCGGAAGCUGUACGCCGGCUCCCCCGGCCAAUAAAGCGGGAUGAGUGCCGCAACCCCAGAGUCGGUCACGACUGGACCUAAUGGUCAGGGGUCCCUUUACCUUUACUCAAAGUGUUAAUUUUGAUCCAUAAAGUUAUGUGUACAUGGCCUGAAGGAAUGCUUUCUCCGUUGUGUUCUCUCCCCGUUUUUGCAGGUCUUUCGAUGAGAGACAGCUGAGGGUGCUGCUACCAUCAGAUGCCUGGCCCCGACUGUGCCUCUGGGCAUCCCUCUCCACUCCUUUAGAAGGAUCAGAAGUGGAGUUAGGUUUAGAAGACCUUUAGAAAGACUUUUUGUCCUUUGUGAAAUAAUUUAAUGAGAGCUGAAAUACUGGAAACCCUUAACACUUCUAAGUGGGCAAUUUGAAUGUCUGCUGUUAAGAUUUGUUAUGUUUUGAUUAUUUUAAAUUGGGCUAUUUGCAUCUGUAUGGUGUAGUGUACAGUUUUUAGUUUUCGUAAGCUGAUUUUCUCUCUCUGUUAGAAAACAAGGUACAGACUGAAACAAAUACAAAUUAGCACAAUUAAAACAGAAGAUGGAUAUAUUUCUGUGGCACUUUUCAGAGUACAAAGUCUGUUGCAGUUCUUUUCCCACUCAGAUUUGCAGCAGCUGGAGCCCUGUGAGGUAGACUGAAUAGGGGGAGUGAGGCAUGGAGCAGGAAUCUGAACAUGCCUCCUGAAGCGACCUGGGCAUAGGAAUAAUAAGCAUUCAGUGUCUUACAAAAAAAGUGGUCUGCCUUCAUUGUGUAUGAACAUCACUACUUACUGUUUUAACUUUGUUGAAUUCCCGCACUGCCCCCCCCCAUAUGAAUUCUGUUGUUCUUGUCUGGCUAUUUGCAAGCAUUUUGUGGGCAUUAAACUUACUCAUAUAUUUUCCUCUCCCCCCCCCCUUCCCCUGCCCCAAAUUUAGGAGGCAGAGAAGUCAAAUGAAGUCAAAAGAGCGAUAAGAGUUGUUGAAAAAGAAACGGACGUUACUCUCCUGCUCCGCAGUUUGGCUGAGCACUAAGAUGUCUGUGGACAUGAACAGCCAGGGCUCUGACAGCAAUGAAGAGGACUAUGAUCCAAACUGUGAUGAGGAGGAAGAGGAUGAAGAGCCUGGGGACAUUGAGGAUUACUAUGAGGGGGUGGCAAAUGACGUGGAGCAACAGGGAGCAGAUGCCUUUGACCCUGAGGAAUAUCAGUUUACCUGCCUGACUUACAAGGAAUCGGAGAGUACCCUGAAUGAGCACAUGGUCAGCUUGGCCUCUGCAUUAAAGGUGAGCAGCACUGUGGCAUGCGAUGAAGGUGCACCUUUAAGGCUGCAAAACGGACAAGGAAAACUUGAACCGCUUGGUCUGCCAUCAGAGCUGUAAGUGAAACAUGACCAAAACUGCUGUGGAUCUGGGGUGGCUGUGUUUCCAGUUUCGCUUUGUGUGUGUGCCCCUUUUCACAGAGCACAAGUACUUUAAUACUCGUGGGCACCAAAUAUGGCUGAACUCUCCUUUACUGACUUCCUAGUACUUAACACAGGCAUAGGCAAACUCGGCCCUCCAGGUGUUUUGGGACUACAAUUCCCAUCAUCCCUGACCACUGGUCCUGUUAGCUAGGGAUGAUAGGAGUUGUAGUCCCAAAACAUCUGGAGUUUGCCUAUGCCUGACUUAACACUUCUUGUUUAAAAAGUUUCUAGUGCUCAGUGCUGUAUAUUUUUGUGGUGGUGUCUGUUCCAGGCUUAAGGUCAAAUGGGAUUUGGGGUAGGAGUUCUCUCCCUUUUAGUCACUGUUCAUACUGUGGCUCCCCUUUCUUCCCAUGGUCUUUCAAUGCUAAUCUCCUUAUCUGUAGUAACAUCUUUGCAAAUGCAUCUCAUCUUCACUUGCCACUGCCGUUUAAGUCCUUUCUAAAAUGACUGCUGUAAAAAGCAGUAUUGCAGUUGGUAUAAACUCUGGUGAACUGCUGACAUAAUUAUCUCUUUCAUAGACCCCUUUCUUUUGCAAAGCAUCUCAAAGGAGAAAGUCAAUUGCACCUGUCCUAAGAGGAUGAAAUCUAGAAUAAAUAAGGCAAAGUGUUUUGCUGUGCUAGCUUGCAUUAAGCAAAAUGGUAGCUCUUGAUCUGAGCUUCAUUUUGGGUUGCUUAAGACUUCUCAGUGCAACUAGAAAGCACUGAAUUUGUAAUUCUUUGUUGCAUCAUAAUUGGGUCUUACUUCUGCAAUGCACAUUUGGCCCCAGAAGUUAUUGCAAAGAGGAAGCCCAAGAUGAUAUGCAACUAACUGAGGAGCUAAAAUAGAUUCCAAGUGAGUACAUGGAGAAAAGACACGUUAAAAGUUCCAGUUCAGCAAUUUGAUAAUGUGUUGUGCAUCUUAAGGAGAAAUAAUCAUAGACUUCAGGAGAAGCAGACUGGGUCUCCUGAAAUCCUAUAAUUACCAUGACAAAUGGAUUGUUAGAGGUAGGCGCUGUUGCCUGCUGCUGUACCAGUGACUAAUUGCUCAUGGGGGGGGGGGGGAGACAAUUUCUAUGUGUGUUGAAGGGAAGAGAACAAUAAUCUGUAAGUAUUUGGUUAAUACUGCUUGGGCAGUAGCCUUAAUCUAGAAGCUUUCAAGGCCUUUUGCAGAUGCUCAGUUCAAUUUCUGAGCAGAAGCCAGCAUUUGACACUUGGUGCAAGCCAUCUGGCAUAAUCGUGACACAUAGUAAUGAACUGCCAUGAACUUAAACCACUAACAAAUCUUAUCACCAAGAAAGUAAUGCACAGAAUAGGUUUCUGUUGCUCAUCUUCUAACAGCACUAUAGACACUUGAAACCUCGCCUAAUAUUCACCAGGCUAAGAGUUAUGAACCAAAUGAAACUCUGGACACAAUAAAUUCUGUGAAGCUUAAAGGUAAAGGUACCCCUGCCAUUAGGUCCAGUCGCGGACAACUCUGGGGUUGCGGCGCUCAUCUCGCUCUAUAGGCCGAGGGAGCCAUCAAGACAUAAUUGAGAACGGCAGUCUUGUUCUGUAUGCGCACAUUAAGUGCCUGAUGUUCCUGGAAAGGACAGUGGAGCUCUGAAUUCUCUGAAGGUGUGCUAAUAGAUGCAUGGCCCACUUCCACACUUAAAAGUUCAUAGCUUCAUUGUGGAAUCUUACUUGCUCUUUAGAAGCUGUUUUUUUCAGGGGUCUCCUUCCUCAACUUUUGAACUGCCAUCUAGAUUUGACAGCGGAAAUAACCUAGAUUCUUAAUUGGCAUUGUGCUCUUCAAAUGCAUUGUCAAGCUGCAUUCCCUUCGGCAGGAAAGAGGAUAUAUUUCUCAGCUAAGCCAAGUUUGAGGCAAUUCACGGGGAAGAAAUCAAGCAGUUGUAACUCUGGGAAUGGUUCUAGUGUGCUGCCUUGCUUUUCUCCAGCCUGCCAAAAAGAGGUGAAGGCAAAGCCUCUAUUAAUUGGAGCUGGUGCUUUUUAGCCAGGCUCACUUCCCAUUUGGCUAAAUGAUAUUCUGGAUAUCAUUAUAUGAGCAGCCUCCACUGAACCCCGGGAGCCUUCUAAUUACAAACGUGUCAUGCUUUGCAAUUACCGCUAUGUCACCUUAGAUACCUUGAGCAAUUAUUUUUAGCAGUGCUUAAACCGUGCUGUGAUUAUGGCCACCUAAACAGCUUUGAUAAUCCUGAGCUAAUCCUUUUGUGACUGCUUCUAGUGUGUUGUGCUGCCAAAUUGGUCCUUCAGAGACCUGCCUUGGUUGGCUGCUUUAUUUGUCACGUUGGAAACAGGGUCCGCAUCAGCAUCUUGGCAGGUCUGGCCAACAGCUACCACCAGUGCUUUGCUGCUGCUGCUGCUCAAUGCCCUCCCUAUCUUUCUCUUUGCAGCGACAGAGCCAGCUCAUUAUUCCCCCCAACACUGCAUCCCAAUUCCUUUUGCUUCCCCCCCCCCACCCCUCUUACUUAAAGCUUUUUCUGCCGCUUCCUCAUAACCUGGACUCUGAGAAAAGGCCAAAUAAGUGAGGUGUUCUGGGAUAGGUGACCACAAGAAUGUUUACUUGGGGACUAGGAAGACUUUUUAACCUGGAACUUUUAAAACGCAGAAUGCAGAGCCCAGGGAAGGCAGCAGGAGAGAAGGUCGAUGGUCGCCCAGACUUUGCACACGAGAGCCAGGCUUCCCUCACAAGCAGUGAGCACACAUUGGAGCUGGAGACACUGUGUUUCACUAUACUUUUUAGGCAGAAAUCAAGUUAGAUAAACUUGUUUAAGGGUCCUUGUUGAGUUGGCCUCCCCUAAGGUCAACAAUUAAGGUAAAGGUAAAGGGACCCCUGACCAUUAGGUCCAGUCAUGACCGACUCUGGGGUUGCGGCGCUCAUCUCGCUUUAUUGGCCGAGGGAGCCGGCGUACAGCUUCCGGUUCAUGUGGCCACCAUGACUAAGCUGCUUCUGGCAAACCAGAGCAGCGCACGGAAACACUGUUUACCUUCCUGCCAGAGCAGUACCUAUUAAUCUACUUGCACUUUGAUGUGCUUUCGAACUGCUAGGUUAGCAGGAGCAGGGACCGAGCAACGGGAGCUCACCCCGUCACAGGGAUUCAAACUGCAGACCUUAAUAAUAAUAAUAAUAAUAAUAAUUUAUUACGGCCGUAGGCCCCUACCGAUAAAAACAAGACAUAAAUAACAACCUGUGCACAUGGGAAAAAACAGCCACUAAAACACUACUAUAACAAUAAACUGCUAUAAGAUGGGAUGGCAUACUACGCCUUAAUUAGCUUGUGGUGCUCCUUGGCAACGCUUUUGAGUAAGGACAGCGACCAGGAACCUAGCCACUUUCAGGGUCGUAUGGGUAUCCUUAUCCUGCAAGAUUUGGGCAAGGUGGAAUUUUGGUGGAGUACCCUCUAAUUUCUGUAUGAUUGAUCCCAACAAAUUUGCCCGUGGCACCUUGAAUAAGGGGCAAGUGAACAUAAUGUGCUGAAGCGACUCCGGCAUCUCCUUAUCACAUUCGCACAUGGCGGAGGUUUGGCCCUUUGAGAAUCUAUGUCUCAGGGCAUUGGAGGGAAAACAUUAAACCUCGCUUUGGUGAAGGCAAACUGCAGACCUUCUGAUUGGCAAGUCCUAGGCUCUGUGGUUUAACCCACAGCGCCACCCGCGCCCCUCAAGGUCAACAAUUAUCCUUGUUCUAACAUUUAAAAGAGAUCUGUUCUUUCCUUUUUCAAUUAUCUUAGUCCUUGUUUUGGUAUGCUGUCGUCACUCUGCAUAAAGAAAAAUUUAAUGUCUCGUAAAGCAAAGUUUCAGGAUGUCUGGUCUGUUUCCUUGGCAAGCCUGAAUAUAGUGCUAUCGGGAAGACCUGAGCCUCUUCCUGGGGGGUCACCACUUACCCGGCAAUCUUGCGUAGCUAUAUUUGCACAAAGGCUACUUUGAUACCUUUCACUUCCUUCUUGUUUGACUGGGGAAAUGAGCCACAAGUGUACAGAGGCAGUUCAAAAUCCAUCCUACUUCUCUUUUGAUUUAUGGAACCCUAAGGCUUGUGGAUUUGCAAGAAGUAAAAAUCUUGUCUCACAGCAGUUGGAUCUUGGCAGCAUGUGGCGAGCGGGGGAAGCACAGGAACAUAUUUUUUGACAAACCUGGGAAUUUAACUUGAUUUUAUGGCUAGGCUAGGUAAUGGAGUAUUGAUAACUGUGUAACACAGUUUCCAGCGGGGUAGCUAUUUUUGUCUCUUGCAGCACUACCAUAACAGUCUCAUGGCACCUUUAAAGUCUAGGGGUGAGAUCAGAAGGCAGUGGAUGCAAGUUCUUCCUCCUCCCCUGUAGCUUCCACAACUGGCUCUGAGCAUCUCUACAGAGCAUGUUUGGGGGCUGCAGGAGGAAGAGGAAGGGAAGUCCUCCAUGCACAAGCAGAAUGCCAGUCUUAGACUGUAUUGCCCUAGCUUUUGUUAUGGCACAAGCUUUCUUACACUCAUGGCUGGGGGUUUUUGUAGUGGAAUGCAGAAAAUGACAGACUGUGUUAAUUAUGUUAUUAAUAGCCGCCAUUCACAGAAAGCAGCAUUUAACAACAGGCAUCUUGGCAUUAAGGGACGCGGGUGGCGCUGUGGGUAAAACCUCAGCGCCUAGGACUUGCCGAUCGUAUGGUUGGCGGUUCGAAUCCCCGCGGCGGGGUGAGCUUUCGUCGUUCGGUCCCAGGUCCUGCCCACCUAGCAGUUCGAAAGCACCCUUAAGUGCAAGUAGAUAAAUAGGGACCGCUUUGUAGCGGGAAGGUAAAUGGCGUUUCCGUGUGCUGCGCUGGUGCUGGCUCGCCAGCUGCAGCUUCGUCACGCUGGCCACGUGACCCGGAAGUGUCUUCGGACGGCGCCGGCUCACGGCCUCUAGAGCGAGAUGAGCAUGCAACCCUAGAGUCGGACAUGACUGGCCCGUACGGGCAGGGGUACCUUUACCUUUAUCUUGGCAUUGGUAAGCCAAUUAACACAUGCAGUGUGGUUUCAGUCCACAAGUGAUAGGGUUGAACCUCUUGAUGUGUUGAGUUCAGUGGUUUCACAUUGCAGUUUCCUUCUGAAGUUCCUUUGUUCAAGGCUGGUCAUCUUAAAGUUUGUGACAUUAUAGCAUCCAGGAAAUGUUCCACUGCUGGGGUUUUUCUAAAAAAAAAUCCAUUUCUGUUUAAAGAUUUGUGCCCAUUCAUGCUUUUACAUAAAGUGGCCUGGUUGCCCUACGUAGAAUGCAAAGGGGCAUUGUCGGCAGUUGACAUAUUUCAUAUCAUUUUUGUUUUAUUUAUUAAAUUUAUAUUCUGCCCUUCCUCCCGAAGCAGCCCAGGGCAGUAAACAGAUCCACAAUUAAAAAACUAAAGCAUUCUGAAACAAACACAUAUUUUUCCUGCUGUGUGUCAAGUUAGGGUGUACAAUUACAUUAAAUACAUACACUUCAAAGGCAGCAGACCUUUUGUGCAUGAAACAAAACAGGACAGAAUGGACCUAUGAUUGAAUGCCGAUGAGACUGAAACGAGAACCCAUCUCUACUCUGAAUUAAUAGGCUGAUGAGCACUUGUGCACAAGUGGUCAAACUGCAGAAAUGGUUGUCACGCUGACAUUUAAUUUGUUCCAUGACGUAUGGACUUGGGCUCAGAAAGAGUGUAAGCAGCAGCUGGAGUAAAAGCAUCUCUAUCCCUGGUUGUUGGGACCAAGUGGUCACUUCAUUUUUUGCAUUUUUACUAUAGUACUAUACUCAAAUAUGGUUUACAACCCAUAGAAACAGGCUGUACUGCCUUUAAAGUUUUUUUUUAUCCUGUUGUGAUGUUUUGUGAGAGGGUGAUGUAAAUACUUUCAUAAGUUAAAAUUAUAAAAUUGCAUUUUAUUUAUUUGUUUGUUUAAUAUCCCACCUUUCUUCCAGGGCAGGACUCAAAAGCAAGGCAGCUCACAGCAUACAUUAGUUUAAAACCAGGCACAACUAAAAACAUGCAAGAAAUAUAAAUGUUUAAAAGCAGGUAAAUAAGUAACCCUGCAUAAUAAAAUACAUAUUUCAAAUGUUGCCAUCUUUUAAAAAAAUUCAGAAUGGAUCUAAAUACAAGCUAACAAAUUUUUGCCGUUCACUUAUAAAUACUAUUUGCAUAUAUUUUGUUGAUUUUAUCCUCUAACAAGAAAACAAAGCCACCUGCUAUCAACUGCAAGAAACCCAGGACAACCUCAGCAAAAAUAUCAUGCACAAAUGCCACGGAAGCCAUGCAAAGAGCGCAACUGCUGAAUCCUGCCCUAUGGAACCUGUCUCUGCACAACAGCACCCAAACCACCAGACUAAGACAUUUCUAUUUACCCAGAUUUUUGGUAGUUAAGGUAGCCUCUAGGGUGGGGUAGAACGUGUCCUACUUACUGUGUUGUUGCAUGAGCAUUUUAGGAGUUUUGUUAUUGGACAUUGUGUUUAAAAUUUUCCAGCUUUUAACUGAUUUUAUCUAUUUGCAUUUUGUCUUAAGUUGCUUUGAGCCUUUAUUUUGUAUAAAGCAACUGACAAAUGCUGAUAGUCGUAAUAAUAAUAACAAUAAUAAUAAUAAUAAUAAUAAACAAAACCAACACACGUCCAGUUGCUCAGCUGCUGCUUAUCUUUAUGGCUGCCCUUUUCCCACAUGGUCAACAGUUUGCCAGUUAAUCUCUAGUUUUGAAUUGUGAAUUGCUGCUGAUAGUGGUUACAAUUAAAAAAAAAAUUUCAUACCAAUGGGUUGUAUUAAACGGAGUAAUUUUUAGUUACUCAUUCUUCUGAAUGUCGCAACAUCCGGAGAAACAGGGAGGAAUGGCUUUGAGCGUGAAAUUGAGCUGCAAGUUGUGGGGUGCUUUUCUGUAAGGAGACUGAGGAACUAAAAGAAGCCACAGUGACGUUUCUCAGGGCCCUGUUCCUGUUUCAGUGCAUGAGGAAGAAGCCAAAGAAGCAAAAACUUCUUCCAUUGCCUAUUAAUUCCUGCUAAUCAAUUUUGCAGGCACCUACCUCAUAUGAGAGGAGCUGGUUCCCAAAUCUGUGCAGAUACAACCCUGCAGGUACACUUUGAUAUGAAGCCUUUUUAAACCACCCAUUGCAGAGUACUUUAUUCUCCCUUGAAUGUCACUGGAAUCAAUGGAGUCUUGGGCAGAGCUACUAUGUUUACUUGGCACAGUCAACCUUAUGAAAUGCAUUCUUCUGCUUGCAUAAUUCUUCCAAUAUUUCAGUUAUCAAAUCUGGAGUAAGGGGCUUUCGCUAGUGCAGGAUUUCCCAAACUUGGGGUUUCAGCUGUUUUUGGACUACAACUCCCAUCAUCCCUAGCUAGCAGGAUCGGUUGUCAGGAAUGAUGGGAACUGUAGUCCACAAUCAGCUGGAGACCCAAGUUUGGGAAAUCUUCCGCUAGUGGGACCCCUUAGUUGAAUCCUGCCCAUGCUUUUGUUCUUGGUCUUGAGACAUAAGUGGAAAACUAAGUAACAUGGUGGCUAAGGGGAAGAACAUUUGAGAGGGGUAGAGAUUUGCUUUUCCUCGGGAAUGUUGGUAUCAUUGUGAAAAUACAAAUUGGCCUUGUUUUGUAGAUAUGGAAGGUAGAUAUGUCCUUGCAGCAGGUAUGUUUGACACGUUAAUUUAAUCUGGUUUCUCCCCUUCCUUUCUUUCUUUAGGUGUCCCAUGCAGUUGCUAAACUUGUAUUAGUUAGCUUCCACUGGCAAAUCUCAGAAAUUUUGGAAAGGUAAGCACGUCUUCAAGCUGUGGAGCAUUAUUACUGUGGUUUUCUUUUCACUGCCCUUGGAGUAUCAUAUUUUCUUUUUCUUUGAGCCGUUUCCAGAGUUGCAAUCCUAUGAACACUUGGUAUUGCACACUGGGGUUUAAUUUUCAAGCAAGCAGAUUUUGGCUACUUUGAAAAUUGACAAAAGGGAUAAUGAUCCAUGGCUGAUGAAGAAUAUGGUACAUUGGCCGGCCUUGGUUUGGACAAAAAACAAGGGGUCCAUGUGUAGGCUAAAGCAAAAAAAUCAAAAACGUGCACAAAAACGCUGAUUUGAAAAUUCAAUUUAUGUGAAUAGUAGCUAGCAUAAAACACCCGUUUCCAAAUACAUCCUUCAUCAGUGUAUAUACAUUUUGCUGUAAGGCCAACACACACAAAACAAUUAACAUCUGUUCAAUAUACCGGUACUGCCUAUAAACAUUUUAAAACCACAAGGCCCUGCUGAUAUAAAUAAUAAAUUUCAUUAAUACAAUAAAAGUUACCGUAUUUUUUGCACCAUAACACUUACUUUUUUCCUCCUAGAAAGUAAGAGGAAAUGUAUGUGCGUGUUAUGGAGCGAAUGCCUACGGGUGGCGGUGGGGAUCUGCUGCAGUCAUGAGCAGAGGAUCCAUGGUUCCCCUUCCUUCCCUCCUCCGAGGCUUGCUUUGAAACAGCAAAGUGGGAGAAGAGCCGCUGAGUGGGGAGGAGAGAGGGACAAAGAGCCUGCUUCUUUAAAGGAGCAAAGCGGGAGAGGAGAGGAGCCGCUUACACUCGUGUAAGCGGCUCCUGUCCGGUUGGUUCCUUUAAAGCAAGCAGGCUCUCUGUCCCUCUCUCCUCCCCACGCAGCUCACUACAUAGCAGCAAAGUUUUUCAGCUCGCUAAGCUGGGGAUGAGCAGGGAGGAGGAAGAAAAGCAGAGCCUGCUUGCUUUAAAGGAGCAAAGUGGGAGAGGAAAGGAGCCUUCUCCCCUUAUACCCCUCUUCUGCAUUAUUAGCAGCAUCCUUCUCCACCCACCCCACGCAUGCUCCUUGUCCCUUGAGUGCUUUUCCUUCCCUCCCCACUUAAAACGUGGUUACAAAGCACGGAUCCACAUGGAUCCUCAGGAUUUUUGCACUGGGUCACCCCAAAUUCACCAUCAGAUCACAUGUCUGUGGCCACAGCAUGAACCACAAAAAUCAUACAUCCACUGUUUCCUUUAGAAUAUUUUUUUUCUUGUUUUCCUCCUCUAAAAACUACGUGUGUGUUAUGGUCAGGUGCAUGUUAUAGAGCGAAAAAUACGGUAUAUAAAAAUACUCCAAAAGCUACUACAGCCAUAAUAUAAUCACUUCACCUAAUAAAGCACAUAAAUAAUUGUUGCUUACCAAUCUUACGAUCAUACAAGCCUCACUGAAACAAAAAAAAUUUCCUGGUGCCCUGAUCUUAAUGCCAAAUCCUUUUGUAUCUCAAGCUAUACUUCUACACAAAUUUAAUUGGUUGCAACUCUGUCUGUUUUUGCUCAUUAGCGUUUGAUGCUGAAUACAUUACUACAGUGGUACCUCGGGUUAAGUACUUAAUUUGUUCUGGAGGUCUGUACUUAACCUGAAACUGUUCUUAACCUGAAGCACCACUUUAUCUAAUGGGGCCUCCCGCUGCUGCCGCGCUGCUGGAGCACGAUUUCUGUUCUCAACCUGAAGCACUAUUUCUGGGUUAGCGGAGUCUGUAACCUGAAGCGUAUGUAACCUGAGGUACCACUGUAUUCACAUAAAUUUAAUUUUUCAAAUCAGCCUUUUCGUGCAUAGCCUUGGUUUGGGACAGGAUUUCCCACCAACCUUAUACUUUGUUUAUCAUAAUGACCUGCCUUCCUUGGUGGCUGUGAUGCUGAAUAAAAUUAUGAAUGUAAUAAUCAUAAUAAUAAAAAUUAUUUAUACCCUGCCCUCCCCGGCCAGAGCUGGGCUCAGGGCGGCUAACACCAAAAAAAUCACAGUAAAAACAAUAAAGGGGGGGGUGACAAAAAAAAUUUAAAAUACAAGUUAAAAUACAAUUUAAAAUGCAGCCUCAUUUUAAAAGUAGCUGAUAAAUCAAGACCGUAAGGGGAGGGAAACAUAAGAGUCAGACUGAGUCCAAACCAAAGGCCAGGCGGAACAGCUCUGUCUUGCAGGCCCUGCGGCAAAAUGUCAAGUCCCGCAGGGCCCUAGUCUCUUGUGACAGAGCGUUCCACCAAGUCGGGGCCAGUAUUGAAAAGGCCCUGGCCCUAGUUGCGACCAAUCUAACCACCUUGUGACUUGGGACCUCCAAAGUGUUGUCAUUUGUGGACCUUAAGGUCCUCCAUGGGGCAUACCAGGAGAGGCGGUCCCGUAGGUACAUGGGUCCUAGGCCGCAUAGGGCUUUAAAGGUCAAAACCAGCACCUUAAACCUGACCCUGUACUCCACCGGGAGCCAGUGCAGCUAGUAAAGCACUGGAUGAAUGUGAUCCCGUGGCAAGGACCCUGUAAGGGCAUCCUGCACGUUUCCCGCUGAAAUCUGUAGCUCUUGUUUCAUCAGCUCUGCAGCUAUGGUUCUGUGCUGAUUUGAAGUUUUAACUCUUCCUUCAGGCACAAGUCCAAUUCUGUCCAGUUGCUAGUGGAAGCACGAGUUCAGCCUGCCUCAUCCAAACACGUGAGUAACUGACUGUUACGGCAUGCUUGAUGCUAAAACUCCUUGUAUAGUUCCCCAGAGACUAGUUCUUGCCUCCUUGCCUGCUCUCUGCUAGCUCAUGCAGUGCUGCUCUUGUGGGUUCAGUAAUAAAAUUCUGGCGUAAAGCUAUGAUCCUGACCUUUUGGAUCUGGUCGGAUCUCUGGCAUUUUGCCGCAGGAAGCAGUCAAAUGCACUUCAGCUGCUGGUUGUACAGCAGUGGUGGUCAGGAUCUGUAGGGUUUAAUCUGCAUAGUAAAGGAUUAGUUCUCUGGUAUCAUCAACAAUUCUUGAAAGUUACCCUGAACUGUGUUGUUUUAAGAGUAUGGCUAACCAAGCUACCAGCUCUGGAAAGAGGUUGCUUUUUCACUUUCAAGCAGAAAGGUCUUGUGUAUCCAGAAAGCUCUCUCUGAUUAGGAAAAACCUGGCCUAGUUGACUUGGAAAAUGGAUUAGAUAAGCUGCUGGUUCAUAGAUUUAACCUUUUUACAAGUGCGGUUGGGACAUUUGCCCAUCUUGGGGAUUUCUGUGAGCGGAAAGGUAUCUUUCUCAUGCUCUAAACAGGAUGUGCAAGUUGGAGGGUUUUUUUGAGCUACAUUCCAAACCAUAAAUGAGUUUGUUGGUAAUGUAUGUAAUUGCCCUGAGAUGAAAACCAGCCUCGCUGCCCUACUGUCUCACAGAAAGCACCCAAUACUGUGCUGAGCAGCUUGCUCAGCUCUUCACUGUCCAAAAGAUCAGGCCUUGUAUUGCUUCUCCCCUUUUACUUGCAAUAUAUUUAGUUGCCCUCAACAUGUCUUACCCUGUAGAGAUGGGGGGGACCUGUGAACCGGCAUAGGUUGCUGGACUACAACUCCCAUCAUCCCUGAACAUUGUCUGUGCUGGCUGGCGUCGAUGGGAGCUGGAGUCCAAAAUCAGGGAGGGCCACAGGUUCCCCAACCCUGAUGUAGAGCAAUAUUGUUAUUUUUAGAACAGGGUGGUAUAUAGUUGUUGCAAUAGCUGAUCCAUUGUCCACCUGCUACCCUGCAGUGUUGAUGUAAUUAAGGUAACUGCUGGAAACUGCAAAUCCAGAGACCUCUGAGAGGAACAGCUUCUUUUUCCAUUGGCAGAUAAGUGGGCCUAACUGGUACAAGUGUCUCCACGGAUCACAAUUAGAUUCCAUGUACUUAAGCUCACUUAACAUACAUUGCUAUCAAUAAAAGUGUAUCAAUAUGUAGAACCCCAUGUAUAUUAUCCAAUGCUGGAGACUUGUUAACAACAAGAUAUAACUGGGCACAAAGUGUCUCAAACGUGAGCUGGAGAUGUGUGGCUAAUAAACGUGCAUUUAAUAUAGGCCACAUAACUUUAAUGAAUGAGUUGUCAAAUGAAUGAGUUGGUGGCUCUGUUGAUAUGCUUGUUUACAACUGUUUCUCCACUGUUUUUAUCUGAUCCAAUUAUCACUGCUGCAAUAUUCACUCUUUGAUUAUCAAGUCUGAGUUUGAGGAUUAGCUAAUAAAGGAAUACCCCCUUCUAAUCAUUCUUGCUGCUGAUUUAUUCUGUAAUAUGAGCAGCGUAAAGAAAUGGCUCCCUCUUUGAUCUGGCCACAGAGUGAAACCUAGUUCGUCCUCCUCCCUGAUUUUAAUCCAUCCUCCCAUUUGGCCAAGCCCUUGGGGGAUAGCCGUUAAAUCGAUUCUGAAAAGAACAGUGAGAAGCAGUUGUCAGAAGCUCAAAGUGACAUGUGAACAGCAUAAAUUAAAUGGGUGCAGUAAUCUACGAGCCAGCGAAGUGUGAAUGCAUCCCAAGAAACUACAACGUGUUGCAUUGCGUUCCAUUCUUGCUGCCAGUUCCCACGUAGGAUGAAACGAGAGACGUCGCAACUCAUCCAGACUGUUUGCUGCAAACUGCAGUUUGGGCUCUUGUCAGUAAUUUUAGCUUUCUCUCCCUCCCUUCCCCCUUUUUGAAUCCCAGGCCAUGGUACAUUCCUCCCAGCACUGCGCUGUGUGUAUGCAGUUUGUCCGAAAGGAAAAUUUGUUGUCUCUGGCUUGUCAGCACCAGUUCUGCCGCAGCUGCUGGGAGCAGCACUGUACAGUUCUCGUCAAGGAUGGAGUGGGAGUUGGUGAGCUCAGAGCAAUGUACCCCUUCUGUACCCCUUCACGUCUCUCUUCCCGCCUAUCUUCUUUCAACUUUAAAAUGUUUUCAUAAUCUUACGUGAGCAGAGGUGGGGAGCCUGCUACCCUCCAAUCCCCGAUACAUGGAGCGUGGCUGAUCCAGUGCCUUAAGUUGCAUUUAUUUAUGUUUUUCACCCCAGCAGUUACAGAACUUGUUGUGGGACAUCGGUCAGUCCCACACAGCCUUUUCUGUAACUUCCUGGUCUCCGCCCACAGAUUCAGUCAUACAGUCAACUGUCUCAGUCUUCUCUGUUCUCUUGGUUCAAUACUUCUGGUGACAGAGAGAGAGAGAGAGAGAGAGAGAGAGAAUAUAAACAUAAGCCAGUAUGGUGUAGUGGUUAAGAGCGGUAGUCUCGUAAUCUGGUGAACCGGGCUCGCUUCCCCGCUCCUCCACAUGCAGCUGCUGGGUGACCUUGGGCUAGUCACACUUCUCUGAAGUCUCUCAGCCUCACUCACCUCACAGAGUGUUUGUUGUGGGGGAGGAAGGGAAAGGAGAAUGUUAACUGCUUGGAGACUCCUUCGGCUAGUGAUAAAGCGGGAUAUCAAAUCCAAACUCUUCUUCUUCAUCAUCAUCUUCUUCUUUGUCGCUGGUGACACAGUAAUGAGGUCGUCACAUGCAAUAGCUCCUCUGGCUUUUUAAACAGGUGUCUCCUGCAUGGCUCAGGACUGCCUGCUCCGGACUCCAGAAGAUUUUGUGUUUCCAUUGCUACCUAGCGAGGAGCUGAAAGACAAAUACAGACGCUACCUCUUCAGGGAUUACAUUGAGGUAUUGUUUGCUGUUUUACCAUCAGGGCGUUCUGCGUGUUCUUCAAUGCCAUGGAAAUGCACAUACAGUGGUACCUUGGGUUAAGAACUUAAUUCGUUCUGGAGGUCCGUUCUUAACCUGAAACUGUUCUUAACCUGAAGCACCACUUUAGCUAAUGGGGCCUCCUGCUGCUGCCGCCACGCCACAGCUGCACGAUUUCUGUUCUCAUCCUGAAGCAAAGUUCUUAACCCGAGGUACUGUUUCUGGGUUAGCAGAGUCUGUAACCUGAAGUGUCUGUAACCCGAGGUACCACUGUAAUACGUUUCUGUGAAUUAGCAUCAUUUCAUCAUUAAAACUCAUUGUCCUCUAUCCUGACAGAUUCACUUAGCUGCCAAAUGCUCCAGUGUUACUCAAUCACUAUAUAAAGUUAAAUAAAUAUACAAUAAGAUAUAAAGUUAUCCAAUCUUUUUAUUUUAUCAAGGCUUCCUUAUAUUUAAAAAAAAUCCUUGGUUUUUUUCUUAAAAAACCCAAACCACUGAUAUACAUGAAAAAAGCAAAUACAGUGGAUCUAUACCCCCACAAGAGAUUUAAAUACCAUUUCUUGAUUAUUUCUUCCACUUGAUAAAGAGAAGAAUUGCAGUUGUUUAAAUCAGUUUAAUUUCUUGAAUGAAUUUACAACUGACCUGAAGGGAUGCUAUAUAAACAACUGUAGCAAGAAAUAAGGGCAUAAUAUCAGUUUCAUAAAGCAGUUAGAAGAAAACAGUGUAAAUAUAAUGUAUGGAUCAGACUGACUGCCAGGGCACAUUAAAAAGCUUUUUAUCUUUCUUGGAAGUGUGCAGGAGAAUUUCCCAUCCUUUUUCCCCCCACAAGGAUAACAAGGACCUACGUUGGGUCUUCCAUAGGUUAGAUUUCCAAUAUGAUAAGAUGGACCUUUUUACACAUGAUAAAUCAGAAGUACUGGUUCCUUCCCUCUCAGCUGGGCCAGUUUCUAAUACAGGCUUGUGGUGGGUUUCUUUGCAGAGCCAUUUCCAGCUGCAGCUCUGUCCCGGCGCAGACUGCCCUAUGGUCAUACAGGUACAGGAGCCCAAAGCUCGCAGAGUGCAGUGCAAUCGAUGCAAUGAAGUUUUCUGGUAAGAAAAUUAAACUUGAGUUGUGAGCAGAGGACAGCAAGGCACGAGUUUUCCUUAGUCAAGGGACCGGAAUAGUCCAGAGAGGGAGACUUGAAAAAAAGCUGCUUAGGCCAUCCAAUGCAAAGUAUAUGAAAAUAAAACUUGGUGAGAUCAAAUUACCCAUGCCAAAUUGCUUCUCCAUUCGAGCUUUGGAGUGUCCCUCGUGGCUGAAGAAGCUUGCAAACACAGCUAUACACAGCUACCUCUAAGGCAGAAUUCUCAGUGGCUGGCCAAAUUGAUGUAUUAGGGAUACGGGAAACUGCCUUACACCAAGUUGGACCAGUGGUCCUUCUAACUCUGUUAUUGUUGACACUGACUGGCAGCGGAUCUCCAGAAUGGAGUCCUCCUCAGCCCUCCCUGGAGAUCCGUGGAUUGAACCUGGAUCCUUUUUCAUGCCAAGUAUGUGCUCUGCCACUGAGCUACAGACAGUGAAUGAGCGUUGAAUGAACACCCAAAGGAGAUGCUACAACAGGGGUAUGGACCUUUUCUCAGCUCAAGGGCCACAUUCCCUCAUGGUAAACCUCCUGGGCAGGGCCAGGAGCAAAAGUGGGUGUGUCUCCCGUCUUUUGUACCACAUCGACUACGUUCCAGCCCCCAAAACUCCACACAUCUUGUCAGCCUCCAUCCAGACAAGCGGGAGGCAUUGUUGCAGCUCAGUAACACAUUGUAAGCAGGCAGAAGCACUCAGAGAAGCCAUGGAGCAGGGCUGCUGAGGGCUGUAACCUGGGAGAGUCUUGAGGACCAGGUAGGGCUGUGUUUGGUUCUCCAGCUCUGAGGUUCCCCAUCCCUCUGCUACAGUACAAAUAAUUUGCCAGGAGUGCAUGAUGGCUAUUCACAGUCAAGCCUCCCUGAUUGGAUGGCGCAGUCUUCAAAUAACCUAUCCUCAGUGAACUGUCACCAGAGGGAUGGAAGAAGAGUAGGGAGAAGAAGUGCUUAUAAGGACUUUGAGGAAGACAGCAGUACUUUACUACAAUACAGUCGUACCUUGGAUCCCAAAUGCCUUGUUUCUUGGACGUUUUGGCUCCCGAGUGCCGCAAACCCGGAAGCGAGUCUGCCGGUUUGAGAACGUUCUUUGGAACCCAAAUGUCCGACGGGGCUUCUGUGGCUUCUGAUUGGCUGCAGGAAGCUCCUGCAGCCAAUCAGAAGCAGCGCUUUGGUUUCCGAACGUUUUGGAAGUCGAACGGACUUCCAGAACGGAUUCCGUUUGACUUCCAAGUUACGACUGUACGUAGUGACAAAUAGGUAAGGCUGUGAAUACACUGCAGAAAAAAACCAGAACACUGCCGUCAGAGGAUGGAGUAGGGGUGAAAGGACUUCUGCUAGUGCGACAGGGCUUCCCUCCCCCCCCAAAAAAAAAUUCCUUGAUGGGGGCUGCAGGUGAACCCCUUGAACAAUGCACAGAGUGAAGCGAGGUGGAAUUGUUCCAUCUGGCAAGCUGAAACGCUUGCACAGACUAUAUGAUUGCCAUAGCGCUGCAAUGAAUUCCUCCCACUGUUUUUUCCUAAUUGGUCAGGGUGGAGUGUGUGCAUGGAGUGAGGAGGGUCAUUGUAGCCCUGUUGUCUGGCUCCUGGAAAUUUCACUCAGCCCUUCCCCAGAGCUUACAUGAUACAUGAUACUGCUCACGUAACCUGCCCCAAGCUUACCUUGGCAUAAAAAAGAGCUAAAAAUGUAUUUUGAGUUUGGAUUCUUUCAUUUUUUAAAAUUGAGAUUUGCAAGAUACUAAGUUUUGUUGCGGUACCAAAUACAGGUCUUUCAUGGGAUAUGUGUGUGUUUGCAUGCACCCUACCAGGAGUCUGAACAGUGCUUGUGCAGCGUUACAGAGAAAACAUAACACUGUGUAUGAGUCCCUUCUCUGCUACUUUUUUUUUUUGGUUGCAUGCAAUACGAUUUCUGGAAAGUGGACAUGCCUUUCUCUUUGUUUUAAGUUUCAAGUGUCGGCAGAUGUACCAUGCUCCCACAGAUUGUGCCACCAUUCGAAAAUGGCUCACCAAGUGUGCAGAUGACUCUGAAACAGCCAACUAUAUCAGUGCUCACACUAAAGAUGUAAGUGUGUGUGUGGGAGUGACCUUUCCGUUUAUAACUUUGCUCCUUUUGAGGUUUUUUCGGUGGGGGGUUGCAGCAAGCUGCUCUUACAUGCUAGAUGUUUGUUUAUAGUUUUCUCUCAAACUGUUUUCAAACCAGUUUCUAUGGCUAAUGUGUGCUGUGUUCUAAAUAGAGAAUGUUGAGCAUAGAACAUUUCGCCCCCUAUCUAGUGCCCUCCCUUCUUUUAUUCUCAUCUCCCAUCUCCUCCUAAUACAUGACACACCAGUGCCCACCAAGCAGACUAAAGGCACAGUUACACAAAAUGGAAAGAAAGUGAAAGGGGUGGGUGGAAAGUAUUGGUCUAAACUUCCUGUUGGCAUACCUGAUGCCUAUCACUUCGAUCGCCCAGAAAGGAGAACCAGAUCUUAUUUACGUGUUUCAGAUCACACCAGAGAGGAGUUGGACAAGUUAGAACAGGGUCUUCCAAACUUGGGUCGCCACCUAUUUUUGGACUACAAUUCCCAUCAUCCCAGAUCACUGGUCCUGCUAGCUAGGGAUGAUGGAGUUGUAGUCCAACAACAGCUGGAGACCCAGGUUUGAGAAACCCUGAACUCUAGAAGAAAGGAAGUGUGAGCAGAAUGUAAAAGGAACCCGAAGGCAUCUUAAUUGUAGUGCUGGUGAAGAAUGUGCGAAGUGAAAUCGAAUGUAAGGAGAAACUAAUGAAGAAAUAUUGGGCAGCAUGGGAUAGCACUGAAGAACUGCAAAGUAAAGAGAUGUUUUAUAGUCUAUCCAUUGGUCCAUCUAGCCAUGUAGCGUAUAACAUAACUGUCAGUAGGUCUCCAAAGUCUCAGGCGGAAGUUUUCCCUAGCAUGGAUCUGUGGCUUCUUUCACUGGAGAUUCCAAGGCUCAAACCCUAAUAAAGGUAAAGGUAAAGGGACCCCUGACCAUUAGGUCCAGUCGUGGCCGACUCUGGGGUUGCAGCGCUCAUGUCGCUUUAUUGUCCGAGGGAGCCGGCGUACAGCUUCCGGGUCAUGUGGCCAGCAUGACUAAGCCGCUUCUGGCAAACCAGAGCAGUGCACGGAAACGCCGUUUACCUUCCCGCCGGAGCGGUACCUAUUUAUCUACUUGCACUUGGACAUGCUUUUGAGCUGCUAGGUUGGCAGGAGCUGGGACCGAGCAGCGGGAGCUCACCCCGUCGCGGGGAUUCGAACCGCCGACCUUCUGAUCGGCAAGUCCUAGGCUCAGUGGUUUAACCCACAGCGCCACCCGCGUCCCUCAAACCCUAAUACCUGCAGGCAAAGCUUGGUGUAAGGCAGCUUCCUAUGUUCCCAAGAAGAACAAGACUGAAAUAUAAUUGCGUCCAAGCAAAGAGAGGGGAAAGGGAUUGACGACAUAGGCAGGCCUGAGAAUUCUUGCGCGAGAGAGGAGUACGAAGAGUUGUCAAAGACCAAACUCCUGAUUGUUGAAACACAUGGGACAAUCUAAGGUGUGUUCUCUCUUUUCCUCUCUCCCUCCAGUGUCCCAAGUGCAAUAUCUGUAUUGAAAAGAAUGGAGGCUGCAAUCACAUGGUGAGUAGAUUGUGGACAAGAUCAGAAAUCCUAUACUGCUUAAUUAUAGGCGAAAUCUUUGCCUGCUUCUUAUUAAUGCCUUCUCUCUCCCCCUCCCAUCUCUCUUUCUCCUCCAGCAAUGCUCCAAAUGCAAACAUGGUAAGUAGACAGCACCAGGUUUUUUGUGUUAAAAUUGGGAGAAAUGUUUAUCCUUCUGAUUUGGAUAUUAUCCCAAACUACCGUAUUUUUCGCUCCAUAAGACGCACUUUUUUUCCUCCUAUAAAGUAAGGGGAAAUGUGAGUGCGUCUUAUGGAGUGCAUGGCCUGCGCAGAGAGGUAGAGCUGCGCAGUGCCCCUUCAGCGAAGUGGCAGGAGGAAUGGAGCCCCUUCUGUUCCUCCUCCUGCUUCAUGCAGGAGAGGAGCUGCGCAGAGAGGGAGAGCUGCGCAGCGCCCCUUCAGAGACGCGCCUGUCCUGGGAGCCAGAGGAGGAACAGAAGGAACUCCUUUGCAGGAGAGGCGCUGUGCAGAGAGGGAGAACUGCGCAGCGCCCCUUCAGCGACGUGCCUGUCCUGGCUUCUGCCUUAGCCGCACGCAGACUCUUCGGGCAGGGGGCGCCUUCAUCCCGCUGCCCGAGAGAGGCUGCGUGCGGCUAUCCUAUAAGCCAGGACAGCAAGAGGGAUCGCUACGCAGUGAUCCCGCUUGCCGUCCUGGCUUCUGUCUUAGCCAUGCGCAGCCUAUUCCGGGCAGGGGGAGCCUUCAUCCCGCUGCCCCUGAAGAGGCUUGGCGCGGUUAUCCCAGAAGCCAGGACAGCCACACGGUAUCCCAGACGCCAGAUCCCUCUUACUGUUCUGGCUUCUGCGAUUCAAAAUAUUUUUUUUCUUGUUUUCCUCCCCCCAAAACUAGGUGCGUCUUAUCGUCUGGUGUGUCCUAUAGAGCGAAAAAUAUGGUAGCUCUUCUAGUUAAUGUGCAAGCUCUUUGGUAGCAUCUUUGCCCCUUAGAGGAAGAGGUGUCGAUCUUGUUCCUCAAAGAAGCAUUGCUUUAUUCAUUGCCUUGUGCAAUAACGUUUCCUCUCCUGUCCUCUGCAGACUUCUGCUGGAUGUGUCUGGGGGAUUGGAAGACUCACGGCAGCGAGUACUACGAAUGCAGUCGGUACAAAGAGAAUCCUGAUAUUGUAAACCAGAGUCAGCAAGCACAGGCCAGGGAGGCCCUUAAGAAGUACUUGUUCUAUUUUGAAAGGGUAGGAGACAUCUCCUUGGCUGGAGCUAACCGUAGCCUUUUUUGUGAGCCCCACCUUCUGCAAAGGGCAAUGCUAAUGAUGAUUGUGAGAAAGCCCUCAUUGAACAAAACAUUCUGUAGCCACAGAUCAAGAUCAUUCCUCAAGGUUAUUCUUCCAGAAGCAAGCUCCUUUUCAGUGAUAAUCUCUGCCAGUCCUGUAAUGAGAGUGCUCUUUCCUUGAAGCCAACAGCAAUAGGUUGCUUUAAAUUUUCUGGUGCUGAACUGUGCUCUGCAGUGGAAUCUUCCUACAAGUAUACAGUUUGCCUUCUGUAAAUCUGCAUAACUCUGCACCAAAACUGCUUAAAGCUGCCUCUUGGCUUGUAAUUCUUAAUCCCUGUAUAAUAAAGUAUUUGCAUUGUGUAAACACCUAGAUUGUCCCCUCCAAAAUAUAUUAUGGAAAUAAGAUUUUUGCAUAUAUGUGUGUGUUCCACGUAACAUAUUAAAAAAGAGCAUAUAUGAAAAACCUUGCUUUCUUUAGACAAUGCUUCAGGAAGCUUUCCUAUUUAAAACGUGGCAAAACCUUGCUCCAGUUUGAUAUCGCUGCAGAUUUGAAGUGGGAAUGCUAAUGUGAAUGGAAUUGUCUUAGCUCUUCUGGAGUCACUUACCGAAAGAUAAUAUUUAAUAAUAUUAUAUGGUAAUAUUUUUUAGAAAGCUGCAAGGAUAUGUUUGCUUUCUGGUACAUCUUGCCUUUUCCGAAGGAGGGACUUUGCAUUCUAAGGUGCUUCUGUGAAGUCUUUUCCAAUGCGUUGCUGUGGCCUACCGGUUCCCAGCCUGUCUUUUCCUCCCCUUUCUUCUCCAUCGUCGUCUUACACCUUACACCAUUUUCACAGUGGGAAAACCACAACAAGAGCUUACAGCUGGAGGCACAGACAUACCAGCGAAUUCAAGAGAAGAUACAAGAAAGGGUGAUGAACAACUUGGGAACGUGGAUAGACUGGCAGUAUCUACAGAAUGCAGCAAAGCUGCUAGCUAAGGUGGGUGUGCCUAGCUGUUAAUUGUAAGAUGCUUUCUACUGUGAGCAGAAAGGAUGGGGUGAGAUUUGGGGUGGGGGGUGCAAUGGGACCUGCCGGUCUUAAACUGUGUUGAUUGUGAGGGCUUAAGUAGUAAUCAGGUGCCUGGCAUCAGCUGCAAGCUAUUGCCAAGGAAGGUGCCAGAUUGUCUUAGCACUCUGGGUUGAUCUUUGCUGGAUUAUAGAUCAGGGGGUGGGUUGUUUUUACCCUACAUAACACCACUUGGAGCUGCUUCAUGGGGAGGUGGGGGGGCGUAUUGUGGACCUUUCUCCUUUUUCACACAGCCUGCUGAAGCUCUGUGGCUACUUCAUCCCUUGGGAAGCUCCACUCUGGCAUGCCAUUUAUUUUGUGUAUAGAGUGUGUCAGGGGACUGCCAUCGGAAAGGGGGAGGGAGGCAGGGAGAUACAGGGAGCCUCCGGUGAUUCUGAGAAGCAGCUCCUUGUCCGGCAGUGGUGAAAGCCACAACUCCAGCAGAGCCGAGGGGGAAGGGAGUAGCCGGGUGAAGGGAGGGCUCAAAGAUGCUACGGAGAGCCCAAGCGCCUUACCUAGCCCGGCCGGCCAGGAGGCAGGCACACCGCAUCUGUCGCUCUGCUUGCGCAGAGGGGUGAAACAUAAGGAGGGGAGGUGGAGAUUUGGGGUGUCUGAGUUCUUAUGCUGGGGGAGAAACCGGAAAGGGGCACUCCCGGAAUCUGCAAGUCAUUAAGACGGACAUGAACUUUGGAGUUGGACACUGUAAAUAGUUUGCACCAAUAAAACCUGAAAAAGACAGGUUCUGAGUCUUGCCUGGUAACUCACGAGCAACCACCCUGCACAUCUGACAGCGUGUAUUUUAUUUCUGCCUCUGUUCGCUGUGUUGCAUGAUGGCAUUGCACAUUGGGCAGGUUUAGCUGCUGAAGGUGAGCACAGUCUUCACAGAACUGACAAACGGGUGCCCCCAACAUUUGGAAGACACAUGGAGAACUUUUGUGCAGGCACACAACAUUAACAGCUGUCUUCCUUUCAUUCUCUCUUCUUUGUAGUGUCGUUACACGCUGCAGUACACAUAUCCAUAUGCCUACUACAUGGAGUCUGGCCCCAGAAAGAAACUGGUAAGACCUGUGGCUCUGUGUUUAAUGGUCACCUAAAUUUCUUGCAGGACUGAGCUGGGAAAUGUCAGGCCUCCUGCCGAUAGCUAGAAACAGUCCAAAGUCACGUUAUGGGAACUGCAACUGCAGUAGCUCAGUGGGUUCUGACUGCAGAGUUGGCAUGGAAGACCACCUGGGUACCACAUGUAAACCACUGUUGAGUUCUGCAGAGGAAGAACAGUACAGAAUGUAAUAGAUUAAGUAAGGUAAAGGUAAAGGGACCCCUGACCAUUAGGUCCAGUCGUGACCGACUCUGGGGUUGCAGCGCUCGUCUCGCUUUACUGGCCGAGGGAGCCGGCGUACAGCUUCCGGGUCAUGUGGCCAGCAUGACUAAGCCGCUUCUGGCAAACCAGAGCAGCGCACGGAAACGCCGUUUACCUUCCCGCCAGAGCGGUUCUUAUUUAUCCACUUGCACUUUGACGUGCUUUCGAACUGCUAGGUUGGCAGGAGCAGGGACCGGGAUUUGAACUGCCAACCUUCUGAUCGGCAAGUCCUUGGCUCUGUGGUUUAACCCACAGCGCCACCCGCAUCCCAAUAGAUUAAGUAGUGUAUGCUUAAUUACUUAGUGAGUUGUUGGCUACCAUAUGCUUUUGACAGCAGUGGUGGGAUAUACAUUUUUAGAACUAUACAGAUCAAACCUGCUUUCCAUGGUUAUUUUUAUUUACAGGGAGAUGACUCGCUAAUUCAGAUUCUUCCUUGUCACUAUUUAAGCCUCCUAGUUUUGUAUUCUCCUCUUCUUCAGAGCUGCAUAGCUGCUUCUGUCAGCUGGUUUGCUUUUGUUUUGUAAGGAGGGGGAUGCAAAACAAAUUGCAUUCGGCAAGUAAAAGAUGAGUCAAUGUGCUAUUUAAGCUGUGUUUGUUAAUCUUCCCAAUUUUACCAAUUUGGAAAAGCAACGGAGACUUAUAAAGGGGGCAGGGUGUUCUGUGCUGGUGGAGAUGCUGUGCCACUUCAGAAUGGGGAUGGGGAAAGGCGGCAGCAAGGUCAGGGGAGCUCCAGGUUGGUGGCAGUGGUAGCCCCAGUAGCUGCCACUCCACAGCUCCAUCAAAGCACCACUGCCACAGCCCUAUAGGAAACCUUAAAUUACUAGCACAUCUUAUGUAGCUAUCGAAUAAGAGCCAUCCUCAUUUUGAACAGCCUUCAGCGCUUGACUGGUUCUUACAUCAUUGCAGUCUUAACUUACGAAAGUCUUACGCCCUCUAUGUGGGGCUACCUUUGAAGGUGACCCGGAAACUACAACUAAUCCAGAAUGCGGCAGCUAGACUGGUGACUGGGAGUGGCCGCCGGGACCACAUAACACCGUUCUUGAAAGACCUACACUGGCUCCCAGUAUGUUUCCGAGCACAAUUCAAAGUGUUGGCGCUGACCUUUAAAGCCCUAAAUGGCCUCGGCCCAGUAUACCUGAAGGAGCGUCUCCACCCUCAUCAGUCUGCCCAGACAAUGAGGUCCAGCUCUGAGGGCCUUCUGACAGUUCCCUCACUGCGAGAUGUGAGGUUGCAGGGAACCAGGCAGAGGGCCUUCUUGGUAGUGGCACCCGCCCUGUGGAAGGCCCUCCCAUCAGAUGUCAAAGAAAUAAACAACUAUCUGACGUUUAGAAGACAUGUAAAGGCAGCCCUAUUUAGGGAAGUUUUUAAUGACUGAUGUUUUAAUGUAUUUUUAAUCUUUUGUUGGAAGCCGCCCAGAGUAGCUGGAGAAACCCAGCCAAAUGGGCGGGGUAUAAAUAAUGAUAAAUUAGUAUUAGUAUUAAAAUUCCUGGAUUCCGUCAUCCACGUAACCAUUAAUUUAAUAUCCCUCAGGUUUUACAUAGGGAGCUCUGACCUGGGAACUUGCCCAGCUUUGAAUCCAUAAGCUUUCUGGUGCUCUUGUACUGUUGCACAUCAGAAAGGGCGAAAUGCUUUGUUGUUGUGACUUUGCAUCUAUUGAACGUGCUUCGGUUUUUGCUUCUUACAUUUCAUUCUUUUCAGAAGCGCCUUCUGGCGUGAAUGGUAACAGCAGAUGUAGGGUAGAAUGGGGAUGAUGAGAAGCUGCUGUUCCUGCAUCUCUUUCCCUCAACAAUCUGUUUCAUGUUUUCAGUUUGAAUACCAACAGGCUCAGCUGGAAGCGGAAAUAGAAAACCUCUCAUGGAAGGUGGAGAGAGCAGAUAGUUAUGAUAGAGGGGUGAGUAAGCAAGCGUUGUUCAACCUCCUGCCACCUCAUCUUCUCAUCCCAGGAGCUCAUUACCUGCACAGAAGGGCUUAAACAAAUCCUAUGAGGAAGCAGAGGAAUUGGCAUUGGACUGGAGGAAAUAGCACUCCAGAUCCCUUGAUUCUUGCCACCUGGAGGUUCUGUACAGUUAGCGGAAAAUGCCCACAUACUUUUGGAUUGAUCUCGACAACUGAGAUAGGCACAACCUAGAGCAGGAGUCAGCAAACUUUUUCAGCAGGGGACCGGUCCACUGUCCCUCAGGCCUUGUGGGGGACCAGACUAUUUUUUUGGGGGGGGGAAUGAACAAAUUCCUAUGCCCCACAAAUAACCCAGAGAUACGUUUUAAAUAAAAGGACACAUUCUACUCAUGUAAAAACACGUUGAUUCCUGGACCGUCCGCGGGCCAGAUUGAGAAGGCGAUUGGGCCGGAUCUGGCCCCCAGGCCUUAGUUUGCCUACCCAUUACCUAGAGUGCUCCUUCCAUGAAUGGGAGGCCACUUUCUGUUCAGAGAAUGAGAUCCAGUGCAACUUCCGUUCUGAGGAAAAAGAGGGGAGACAGUUUUCACCAGUUCCCCCUCUACACAACCUCCCCAAGUACACUGGGGGGCUCCCCCAACUAUCUAGACCAACUUUUCAGUAGGCAGACUCCUUCUGUAUCUUCUUGGCGGAGUUCCAGUUGUUGUAAUUCUAUAUCCAAGCUGGUGCAUGUGAAUUUUUUAAUGGAUAUUAAUUUUUGGCUUCUAUAAGGACCACCAGUUAGGUGUUAUUUUCUUAACUACUUGAUGUAAUUAAUGGAGCAAGGCACUGGGACCAGGAAGUUUUGAGUUCCUAUCCUAAACCACACACAUUUUUCUCACAACCUUAGCCCUAUUCAGGUAUUCAUCCUAGAUAAGCCCUCUUGACUCCUGACUUUUGCUUAUCAAACUACCACACUAUUCCUGAUCUAGACUUGAAUACCUGAAGAGGGCUCGUUUCUGUGAGGAGGCUGGGACCAAAAGGGAUGGCUGGUGUUCCUUCCCUCCUUUCUGCUGAUCAUUCAAGUCUGUGGGUCCGUUUCCCUGCCACCGCAAACUAGAAACAAACCUGAUUUUACGCCCUCUUUCUCUCCCCCCACCCAGGACUUGGAAAAUCAGAUGCACAUAGCCGAGCAGAGGAGAAGGACCCUGCUGAAGGACUUCCACGACACAUAAAGUAGCAGGAGAUGUCAGGGCGCAGGGGUGAGCGCAAAGAGCGAGGUGGCGGUGAGAGCAGCAGCAGAAGCAACACGAGAAGCUGGCCCCCCGCCCCCACCCCAGAGAAGGGCUGAGGACAACACGGCUGCCUCCCCUUGCAAGCCAGACACGAGCUAGCACCACAGCUUAGUCUUCUCUUUUCUCUUCUCUUUCUGCUUUUCGUUUUUGCCAGGCUAGAGGCUGGAGUUCAGAUUUGGCACCUUUUUUUCUGGGACGUUUUCCUCCCCGUCUCUUGGAUUAUUCUGGGAAGGAGUUCUUUUAUUUUAUUCUUCUUCUUCUUCUUCCUCCCCCCGAAUGGCUGUUAAUAGUGUUAGAUCAUUACAAGCCUAUGUAAUUUUCAAACGGUUGUACAAUUAUACAAAACAAACCCUAGAAUAACACACAACCCUUUUUAAAAAAUAAAUUGGAAUUGGAGUGUUUCCUUUUUAAUAAGCUGCUUGUAAACUAAAUGGCUGCUUUCUUCUUUUCCCUCCAAAUCCUCUUUUGCGCUGAAAGCUAUGAAAUAGUACCAGCUGUCUGUUUGGCACCUCUUAUGUGCGCUCUGCUGCUUGCCCUGUGACUACAUGAGGUGAACCGUGCUAGCCUAGGAGACAACAGCAGCGGCCAGAGGUCAGCGUACGGUCGAGUAGCUCUCCUAUUCUUCCCUAGCUAUGCAAGGGCAGUUGGGCAAAGUUCAGGCCAGCAUGGGAAACAGUCGUGGUCCUGCUGUCCCAUCAGCUUUAGGUUGUCUCCUGCGUGGAUUAGUCGCUUUGUUUCUCUGGACUGAUCUCAUCUGCCAAAACUAAAAUCAUUUGAGGGGUUAUGGGAACACACAACCUUGCCUCUCGGUAGCAUUGUAGCAGGCACUGGCUUUGCUUGGAGGCAAAAGGACAAGCCACGUUCCAUCCAUGCCUUGCGUAUCUGUGCAGUCCAGUCAUACACAACCUGAUCCUUGACAUGGCUGUAAGGUGAUACGUCAAGUCUGGCCCCGUCUUGCCCUGACAAGACCAGACUUCCUCACUGUGUAUUGAGGGAAAGCUGUUACACUUAACAUGAUGCAUGGUAAGGAGGGUGGGGUGGAGGGGGUUAACCAAAACUUGGCAGCCUAAGACAAGUCCUGAGAAACAUGUGCCAAUGGUAAACUUACACCACUGCCCUAGAAACUACGGCUGGCUGAAAAACAGCUAGCAGAAUUGGUGAGAAUGAAGCUUAAUGAAUAUUAAGGAGUUGUAUCCACCACUAGUCCUGCUUGAAGUUGACCAUUCAAAUUGAUGGGCCUGAUUUAGUCCCAUUAAUUUCAGUAGGACUUGGUCAGGUACAAACCUAUGUUCACGGGUGGCUUAUUAUUAGUACACUUGAAUGUGUAAAAGGUCAGUUUUUCCUCCAUUCAUGUGGGAGGUCAGCUUCGAAACAGUAAAAAAAGUGCAGUGUAGGUUAUGUACAGCGCAUGGUCAACAUGGUUGCUUAAGUUGAUUAUCCACCUAGAAAAGAAGACGGAACAGCUGGCCCUCUCCUGAAGUUACUCUGAUUCAAUUUGAAAUAAGAACACCUUGCUACCUGUUUACAAAAAAAAAUAAUGUUGCACUGAACUUUUGUUUGUACAUUGAUUGAUGAUCUUUUUGGUUUGGACAAGGGAGGACUGGCAAGCUAGGAUCAUUACUCUGUGCUUUAUGCACCUACCUUUCUGGCCUUUCAGCGGGAGCUAUUUAAUUAGCAUUUCUGGAUGUUGACCUAGCUCUUGGGGGGGCAAUCUGCCAUGCCACCCUUUCACCCUUCACGUGCUGCUAAUACUACCUCAAGCACUCCAAGAAAAAUGAUUAUACCCACUACCUGCUUGCUUCCUUAGUAAAUGACCCCAGGACCUUUUUAAUAUUACUCUCUUCCUACCCCAUUGCCAGUUAACCACAGAUUACGCAAGCAGGACCUUGAAGGGGUGUGUGUACUAGGCUAAGAAAAAGUACCGUGAAGAGAAACUCUUCUCUCCCCGCGCCCCCGCCCCCAUUUCCUGCUCUGUUCACCUUUUAUAGGUCUCUUGUAGCUGAUGUGGCACGAUGACUUCAUCAGGCUUGCUCCUUUUAACCCAUGUCUUACCUGCUGUAAGCGGAGAUCAUGUGAUUGUGUUCUCUUGGCUGUAGAUGUUUUCCAUUUCUCUGCAUGAAGUCCAAUCUGGGCCUUGAUAUAUAGAAACAGACGAAAACCUUUUAGGAAAGUGCAAGAAGUUUGGCGCGUGUGUGAUUUUAAUUGCACAGUAUGUUAGCAUUCAUUUUGUUAUUGUUUUGAUGAGAUGUGGUGCGUAAAGUGCUAGCACGGGAUUAUUUCAUUAACCCAGCUGCAGUUGGAUAAAGAUAAGCCUUGUGGCCAGAAGAGCUGUGGGAGGGUAUGGCUUACGACUUAUUCCUGUGAAAUGCUGACCUGAUCUUCCUUGCUAGCUUAACACAGUGUUCAGCCUUUGAAGGACACGAGGAUCUUUUUAUCUUUAAACUUUGCAUUCAGACUGAGCGGUGGGUCUCAUUGAAUCAGAGAAGUUAAGUCACACAUGUUUUCUGUAGCUCAGAACUGUCCAGUGCGAAAGGGAGUGAUGUGCGGCUUGCACUUACAUCUGACAUCCAGUUGUAGCUGGUCAACUUGAUGGUAGCACAUUGACAACUUUCAAUGUUAAAAAGUCAUGUUUUCUAAACUUGUAGCCUCCACAUGGCUGGCACCAACCCCGUACAGUGCUUUUAGAUGUGCUAUAUUAAGCCAGUAUUGCACCACGUAUUAAUAGCUGCCUCCCAGUUUAGAGCAGGUAGCAUUCAUAUAUGUAUAAACUAACACUUUUAAGUCCCAGACAGUUGACAGAUCAGCAUUUUUAUUCUUCCCCCGAUACAGGCUUCCCUGUAUUAGAAUUCCAUCAUUUUGCCAGAGAGGUUUUGCUACUGAUAAGAAUAGGCUGUGCUAUAGGAAAGUAUCCUCUUCACUCUGGAAAAAGAAGCUAAUGGUUCUAAAGCAGAACUCAACACAGUUUGUUGCCUCAGAAAAUCCUUGCCAUUCUGCAACAAGCUGGUAGCAAUAGCAAGACAGCAAUGAAGAAUUAGCAGCAUCUGAGCUCAGAGUAUAGGUGCAUUUCCCUCAUACCAGGCGAACAUCCUAAACUGGGAGCUCUUUGUCUCUUUCUGUAAGGCUUGACUCUCAGCCAGCCUGGCAGCUGUUGUCAUCCUAUCACUCUUACUUUUUAAAACUUGGCUUGAUUCACCUUCAAUGCUGGCUUUGUUUUGGUUUUCGCUUACAUUUAGUAUUACCUGCCACAGUUUUCUAUAUAAAAGAGAUACAAAACUGUCUUUGCACAACUUCUGAUACUGAACAAACCGAGCUCUCAAGUUACACCACAUCUCCUGGCAAACAGAAGUCUCUGUAACUCAAAAGCUUGCAUACAUACACCAAAAGAGGCUGUUCAAUAGGAGAGAGAUCCUCUAAUCCAGAGAUGGGAAAACUUUGGCCUUGCAGAUGUUGCUGCUCACACCAUCCCUGACCAUUGGCUGUGCUGGCUGAGACUGAUGGGAGUUGGGAGUCCAAUAGCCUCUGGAUGGCCAAAAGUUCCCUAUCCCUGCUCUAAUCAAGUUUUAUACUUGCUCUCUCUAUAGCACUCCUUCCUCUGCAGCAGCGACCAGUUUUCUGUUGACAACCUAAAUUUAUGUCAGCUGUGUGCCAUGCGACUUCUUCAGGAAGAACUGGAGAGUUCUCUUAUUUUUGCACUGUCUCAAUUCAUUCAAAACUUGUUUUUGUUUCAAAAACCAGAUUUCAUUUCUCAAUAGCUUUUUCUAGGAAAGUUCUUAUGUGUGCUCACUCAAGUCUGGACUGUUCCAAGUUUUCAGGUAGUAGCUUCUGCUAUGGGAGCUUUUUAUUAUUAUGCAGAGUGCUACAUUAUCAUGGCUGCCUUUGCUCUGUCCCUCACUGAGGUAUGGGUGGGGGGGAAGCAACCUCAAGAAACUGCCAACACUUUUCCGGCAUUAGGAGGGGAAGGGGCAAAGGAAAGAGCCCUUGCAGUUUCCCUCUCCUGAAAUUGUUUAUUUGAAAUAAAUUGUGAAUUUCUAAUUUUAAAUGUGCGUAGUGUCUUUUUUUCCUCUCUCCCUUACUGAUGCAGCAUUUCCCAUUAUACAGUGAAAAAGGGGGUGAGGAAGAGAAAUGUUUAGAGUUUUAGUACAAACUGGGAGCUGCUUGAACAGUACCACCGAUUUCCAGCAACCUAUUAAAAUAGGUUCAGCCUUUCACAUGCAUGCAAGCAAGCCAGUCCCCAAUCCAGUUUUUUUGUUCUCUCCAAAACAUGGUUUUGUGUUCAACUUCCUCGUUUAUUUAUUCAAAGCAUUUAUAGCCUGCUCACUAACUUGAAAAGGUUUGUAGAGUGGCUUACAUGUCAAAUAGCAAGCCUGAAGGCAGGGAAUGUGCUCUGUAAAAAGACACUUAUAC
Molecule: messenger RNA, 39878 nt
Organism: Podarcis lilfordi (Lilford's wall lizard)
Lineage: Eukaryota; Metazoa; Chordata; Lepidosauria; Squamata; Lacertidae
Source: the annotation of a GenBank genome assembly